UUUGCUGGCAAUUUCUCAAUCAUAAAAUUGAUUAUAAUUGUUUUACAAUGUUAAUAAAGUCGUUAAGUGUUUGCUAAUAUAGUCUUAUAAUUAAUAAAGUCGUGCAAAUGUCUGUCACAGAAUCGAAUGAUUGGUUGCUUUGGUGUCGCCUGUGCGCCAAGGAGGACCUCCAAGGCAAUAUAAAUGUCUUUUUAAAGAGUGAGCAAAGGCUGAGUGAAGCUACUGAUGCCGCCAGCGACAUGGCCUUGGCCACUGCUAUCGGCAAAUACUUCUGGGUUAAUAUGACUCGUGGGGAGGAGCUGCCAGAGACGAUCUGCAGAGAUUGCCUGUCGCUGGUCACCUCGUUGGUCAAAUUCUCGGAUCGCAUCACACGCGUGCAGAAGCUAUACUGUAUAUUGCAGAGCAGGCCAAAGGAAGCCGUCAAUAUACUGGAGCUGCGCCGACGAUUUGGUCUGCAGGAGGAAGCGGAUCUGGGGGUACAGACGGUAACUGAGGUGCACUACGUUGAGGAGAAGCCCAAGCUAAAUGAUCUAGAGGAAGUGACGUUGGAGUUGGAAAACCCGCUCACGCCAAGCGGGCAGAAAGUAGAUAGCAAGAUAAAUGAAGCAGAAGUUCCAGCGACGGCAGAAACAGUUGAAGAUGAGGACGAGCAUGAGGAGGAGGAGGAGGAGGAAGACCAUGGGAUAGAAGGCGAAGGAGAGAUAGAACAAGACGCAGCUUCAAUCGCUGAAGAGCAGCCUGAUGAACAGCAAAAGGAGGAGGAUGCUGCAAAGGAAGAACUGCUGUCGAAUCUCUGUGCUGAAUCAGACAGCUUGAACUCAUUGGACACCAACCCCUGCCCUUUCCAGCCCAAAGAACUCAAAGCAAGGAGAGGGAAAUCCUUUCCAUGCAACGAAUGCCCGCGCAUCUAUGCACUUCCCCAGACGUUGCUGCGACACAUGCGGCAGGAUCAUAGCAAAGCAGGGGCAGAUGCGGCAGUGGAAGCGGGGGCGGAAGCGGAAGCAGCAGAUGAGCCAGCCAACAAACUGUGCUGCGCGCAGUGCGAGAAGAGUUUCCGCUCCCGCUACCAAUUGCAGAAGCACCAGCAGCAGCACCUGCCCAUGCCCAAGAGGAAGCGUUUCCCCUGCCCCAUCUGCAGCAAGCAGUUCACAACGAAUGCCUCAGCCCAAUCGCAUGCGCAGUACGCCCACCAGGAGGAGCAGCGCCCUCGCCCGGUAAUCUGUGAGCAAUGCGGAAUCGCGGUGCACUCGCUGCACGCCCUGAAGGAGCAUUUGCUCAGCCACACGGACUACGCGCCCUUCGAGUGCGACGUGUGCAAGAAGUGCUUCAAAAGCAUGAGCCGGUUGAAGCACCACAAAGAGACGCACGAUCCGCACAAGUACAUCUGCCCUGAGUGCGGCAUGCAGCUGAACUCCCGGCCCACGCUCAACCGCCAUCGGCUGGUCCACACGGACCAGAUGCAGCACAAGUGCGACUACUGCGGCAGGGAGUUCAAGCGCGCGAAGGCGCUGAAGAACCAUCUCAUCCUGCAUACGGGGCUGAAGCCCUACUCCUGCGACUUCUGCGAACGGACAUUCGCCAACGGCUCCAACUAUCGCACGCACAAGAAGAAAUCGCAUCCCGAGGAGCUAGCUGCGCAGGAGGCGGCGGGCGGAGGCAAGACCUACAAUCGGAACAUACCCAAGUUGGAGGCGCUUAAGGCUUUCACCAAAAACAAGGACAAUCUCUCGCCGGUGGCCACCAAGCAGAGCGGAAGCUUUGCCUUCGGCAAGAAGCCAAAGAAGUCAGCAGCAGGAGGCGGAGAAGCAGCUAAUCCUGUAGCAGCUGAGGCAGCGAGCUCCGCCUCCACAUCUGUCAUACCCGCCAUUGAGAACAUUUACAGCCACAUCAUGAAGCCCGAGCAGCAGCAGCUUAUCCUAGCCAGCGAUGGCAGUGCGAGCAUUUUGCCUGUAGAACAGCCGGAAUCCAGUCAGAUCUUUUCGUAUUAGAAUAAAGCCAACUAAAUUCAAAAUCCCGCCAUGGACGUCCACUACCGCAGGCUGCUAGUCCAGCCCAGCAUUCUACUUUAGGCGUAGCCGAGCCGAAUGCCAAGUAAACGCUUUCCAAUUAGAAUCAAAAACUAUGUGCAAUACUGCAAAUGUUAUCCAAGAAGCUACCGCUAGAGAGAAAUCAGUUAAUAUCAUAAAAUGAAA
This is a messenger RNA of Drosophila navojoa, 2192 nucleotides long. Its product is annotated as zinc finger protein weckle. Gene Ontology annotation, biological process: regulation of transcription by RNA polymerase II. The record is from RefSeq and is a predicted model, not a curated record. Gene Ontology annotation, molecular function: DNA-binding transcription factor activity, RNA polymerase II-specific; zinc ion binding; sequence-specific DNA binding. Gene Ontology annotation, cellular component: nucleus. NCBI's taxonomy places the organism in Eukaryota, Metazoa, Arthropoda, Insecta, Diptera, Drosophilidae.